AUGAGCAUAAGAGAAGUGACUAGCCCGAUUGGCAUUGAUAAACAAUCGUCUUCAACAUGCGUAACGGGUUAUGAGGAAGAAAGACAGAAGAAGACAGCAACGGCAUCAACUCAUUUUUGGAAACAGACAAGCUGUACUAAUAUGGGGGAUUCAUCAAUACCAUCUUCCAUGGCUCAAGUAUCAGUGCUCUUUGAGAAAAGUAGCGUUGCCAAUUCAUUGGCCAUCAAUAACAAGAGAAGGCUUUCCGCUAUUGAUGAAAUCUGCAACAAAAAGAUGGGUAGAAAAAUGGAUACGGUGUAUGUUGCUGGCGACUUCGAGCUCGGAUGUUUAGAAAUGGGUGGAUAUUCCAAUCAAACAAAGGAAUGGAGGGACAGUCGAAUCAAGAUGGCUGUUGUCAAGAAGGACAUGCUUCUGAGGAUCAUUGACACAGCACCAGCCGUAAUCAAUGAUGUACACGUUAUUGGAUACAGCACCUGCACAAAAGGGUAUGUGACUCGAAUUAGACGCAAAAAGGAAAUGACAUAUCCAUCAAGCAGUACCGAUUAUAUUACAUGCAUGGUCCCCUUAUUACAUUUGGCAGCUGUGGGUAAAUCCAUCAUGGAAGAUACGCUCCAAAUCUUCCACCGCACUCGUCGAUCAUUGACUCUUUCGAUUCCUCAUUCACAUCCAGUAUUACCUCCGUGCUUUUCACCAUCAUCAAGAGUAUCGUGCAAAUCCCCUUCCUCAAAAGCAUCCCAAAAAGAAAAAGGAAAUGAAGGGUCAAGGCAUAAAUAA
This is a messenger RNA of Halteromyces radiatus, 774 nucleotides long. RefSeq lists its product as uncharacterized. The transcript is spliced from 5 exons. The record is from RefSeq and is a predicted model, not a curated record. NCBI's taxonomy places the organism in Eukaryota, Fungi, Mucoromycota, Mucoromycetes, Mucorales, Cunninghamellaceae. The coding region runs from base 1 to 774 and encodes 257 amino acids.